AUGACUCUCUUCGCGACCAUCCUCUUCCAGCUCUGCCUGGCCACACUUGGCCUGGCCGCACCUGUCUCGACGGAAUCCAUGGACAACAGCUGGCAGUAUGGCACUGGCGGCGGGCUCCUCGGUCUUGUGGUGCUCAUCCUGGACAUCAUCGUCUUCGUCGAGGUGUUGAAGUCGAGCCGUCCGCCCCUGCAGAAGCUCGUCUGGUGUCUGGUCGUCUUCCUCUUCCCCGUUAUCGGCAUGGCUAUCUAUUACCUGUUUUCGAACCGGUCUGCAUACCAGCGUGGGUCUGGCUACGAGACGUUGGCGUAA
Chaetomium strumarium is the source of this 309-nucleotide messenger RNA. RefSeq lists its product as uncharacterized. The record is from RefSeq and is a predicted model, not a curated record. Bases 1 to 309 code for a protein of 102 amino acids. The transcript has 2 exons. Lineage: Eukaryota; Fungi; Ascomycota; Sordariomycetes; Sordariales; Chaetomiaceae.